Pleurotus ostreatus (oyster mushroom) is the source of this 1302-nucleotide messenger RNA. RefSeq lists its product as uncharacterized. The transcript has a single exon. NCBI's taxonomy places the organism in Eukaryota, Fungi, Basidiomycota, Agaricomycetes, Agaricales, Pleurotaceae. The record is from RefSeq and is a predicted model, not a curated record. Bases 1 to 1302 code for a protein of 433 amino acids.
AUGGCCACAGCGCUGACGAUGCCGAUGCUCCCCUACUCGCACUCCCACUCGCACCACUCGCACCAGUCCCACCAAUCGUUGCAGUCGCACCAGUCACUGCAGGCGUUCACCGACUCCUACUUCGCCCCGCCCUCCUACCGCUCGCCGCCGGGCCUGCGCGCCCUUUCCAACCCCUCCCAUCAAUACCAACACCAACACCAUCAACCUCAGCAACAUCAACCUCAGCAACAACAAGCCCCCCACUCCCAAAGGCAGCCACCGCAAGCCCCCCUAUAUCUGUAUCCCACGCAACAAGCGCAACAAGCGCAACACCUCCCGUUCAACGUCAUAACGCCAUCCCCCGAAUCGUGCCGCUCGCCCUACACGCACCCGCCCACACGCACGACGCGCGCGCGCUCGCGCACAAUCUCGCUCGCUGCGUCGCCCCUGUACACUCCCUCAUUCUCCUCCGCAUCGACAUUCUCGCAAUCAACGAUAUCGACGUCCACAUCCACAUCGGCGUACAAUGUGGAGCAGCACAUCCUCGCGCCGACGUCCAUUCUCUACACCUCCGCCUCCACCUCCUCUCCCCACACACAGACCUCCACCUCCUCCACCUCUCCCCAGCCGCAGACCCACACGCCCAGCACGUCCGGCACGUCCACCACCCCCGCAGGGAAUAUGAAUAUAUGGCAGUUCACCCCGCCCUCGCCGUCCCCCUCUUCCCUUCCUCGGCCUCCCUCAACGGCAACGGCAACGGUAACCACCCCUUCUCCUUCCCCUUCUCCUCGCAUCAAAACACCUUCACCUUCCCCGCCCCCCAUCAAAACACCUUCACCUUCUGCACCUUCUCCUCGCAUCAAAACAAUCAAAACGCCGACCCCCGAGUCCCUCGAGCUCGCGCGCGUCGUCGCGGGCAUGCUGCUCCACCGCGUGUACUCGCAUUCCUCCUCCGCUCCCUCGCGCUCUCCGUCCCCCAGAGUUUCCUCUUCUACACUCCCCUCCCGCGCAUCCGCUUCGCCACAGCGUCCUGUCGCCGCGAAUGAGCGCGGGCGGCUGUCGUUACAGGCACAGGCACAGGUACAGGUGCAUACUACUGGGAAUGGGGGUGGUGGGGGGAGUCGGCUGAAGGAGGUGCUCUACUCGUGUUGGGACGACGACGAGGACGAGGACGAGGAGGACGAGGACGGGGACGGGGACGGGGAAAGUGAAGGGAGUGAUGCUGAGAGUGAGGGGAGUGAGGGGACCCUGGUUGAUGCGGAAGAGGGAGAGCGGGGGGAGAAGAAGGGGGAGGGGGAGGAGGAUGACGGGAAGAUCGUCUAG